AUGAGAUGUACUUAAGCUGAUCAUUUAAAUUAACAAAUAAUUGGAGUUUGCAUCGAUAGUUAAUGCCAAUAGCAAAGAACUUAUUGUAAUUUUUGCCUGGCUAGUCAUGGUCAACACUUGAACAAGUUAACAUUCAUUAGAACUUUUAGAUGAUUGGAUUCGUAAAAGAGUACUUAUUGCCCAGAAUGUUGAAUAAAAGGCAUAGGAGUGCAAAUUAGCCCUUGAUAGUCAACUAAAUAAAUUUAUUAAUUUAUACAAUAUUAAUUUGGUAUAGUUACCUAAAUUAGGACUUUCAUAGAUUGACUAAUUAAUUAAAGGUUUAAAUUUAAUUGAGUUAUGGGAGAAAACUUUACUUAACUAGUUCCUAUAAUCUAUCGAAUAAAUUAAAUAAAUAGUUAAAGAAAUUUUGGAAAACCAAAAAAAAUAAACAAAUUUGAACUAAACAGAUAAUUUAUAAAUAUUAAAACCUUUUGAGAUCAAAGAAUAGAUUUUUGAAUAAUAAAUAAAUCCAAAUCUCAUAAAACCAAAUCUAAGACCAUUCACUUUUGAAUUGAUGAAUUAAAAUACUAUAAAAUAAGAAGUUGGUUGUUAUGCAAUCGCGAUUAAUAAAGAUAACUCAAUUGUUUUAGCAGGGUGUGGCAUGUAAAUUAAAGUAUUUGAUCUCAAAUAAGGAAAAUUAAAUGAAUCAUAGCUUUAAGUUAUCAUUAACAAGAUGUUUUAACAUUAAACUUUAUGA
Messenger RNA from Paramecium pentaurelia, 736 nucleotides. NCBI's taxonomy places the organism in Eukaryota, Ciliophora, Oligohymenophorea, Peniculida, Parameciidae. The record is from the annotation of a GenBank genome assembly.